UAGAUCAAAUAACAAAUAGCGCAGUGAGCAGGGACGACCUCAGGAUGCAGAACGACGCCGGCGAGUUUGUGGACCUGUACGUGCCGCGGAAAUGCUCCGCAAGCAACCGCAUCAUUGCUGCCAAGGACCACGCGUCCAUCCAGAUGAAUGUGGCCGAGGUUGAUAGGACCACAGGCCGGUUUAAUGGCCACUUUAAAACUUACGGCAUCUGCGGGGCCAUUCGCAGGAUGGGCGAGUCAGAUGAUUCUAUUCUCCGAUUGGCUAAGGCUGAUGGAAUUGUCUCAAAGAACUUUUGAGCAGAAGAAAUCGGGAAUUUGUUACAAAUAAUAGUUUUAAGUACCUGUGA
Molecule: messenger RNA, 346 nt
Organism: Mus caroli (Ryukyu mouse)
Lineage: Eukaryota; Metazoa; Chordata; Mammalia; Rodentia; Muridae
Product: small ribosomal subunit protein eS21
Biological process (GO): translation
Cellular component (GO): ribosome
Molecular function (GO): structural constituent of ribosome
Source: RefSeq, a predicted model, not a curated record